CCGCGCCGCGGAGCCGACCCGAGCCACGCCGAGCGGCGCCCCGCGAGGCGGCCGGACCCGGAGCACCCAUGCUGCUGACGCUGGCCUGGGGCUCGCUCUUCUUCCCGGGGCUCUUCGCGCUCAGCACCUGGGCGCUGCGCCGCUGGCGGCCCGCAUGGAGCUACAACGACUGCGUGAUGGUCGGCACCAGUGCAGGCUGUGCUGGCCACCGGGGCAGGGAUCGUCAUCAUCCGUUCCUGCAGCAACGUGGUCUCAGACAGGUAACAACCUUCAGUCCCAGGUGAAAGAGAUGCAAAUGACAAGGCUAAGGAACUUCGAAGCUUUCGCCUUGCAGCACUGGCUUACCCGAGAAUAUGUCUGGUUUUUGAUUCCAUACAUGGUCUAUGACUGCUACGCCAUGUACCUCUGUGAUUGGUGCCGAAUCAAAGACCAGAAUCCUGGGCACUCCUUCGUUUUUCGAAACUUCCUGAGUCAAAACCGCCUCAUGAUCACGCACCAUGUGGUUAUUCUCUUUGUUCUUGUGCCAGUUGCACAGAAGUUCCGGGGAGACCUUGGAGACUUCUUUGUUGGCUGCAUCUUCACAGCAGAACUGAGCACCCCAUUUGUGUCAUUGGGCAGAGUUCUCAUUCAGCGAAAGCAGCAGCACACCCUUUUGUAUAAGGUGAAUGGAAUCAUCACGCUGACCAGCUUCUUUUGCUGUCGGAUCCUUCUUUUCCCCUUCAUGUACUGGUCCUAUGGCCGACAUCAGGGACUAAGCCUACUCCAAGUGCCAUAUAAUAUCCCUUUCUUCUGCAAUGUGGCGAAUGCCUUCCUCAUCGCUCCCCAGCUCUACUGGUUUUUUCUGCUGUGCAAGAAGGCACUCCGGCUCUUUGACACUCCCCAAGACAAAAAGGAUGGUUAACGGCCCCCAGAAGUUGGGCAGUGAGGGUCUCCUCACACUAGCUGCCACCUCCACUCAGUAUUCCAUGGACCAAACUGCCCUAGGUGGCCUCAGCCUUUUGGGUAUCAAUAAGCAGAUAGCUCUGAAUUUUUCUUUAAAAAUAUUCCCAUUACCUCCCUCUUCUAACCUGCCCUUUUGCAGAAGCACUUUUUAUGGUUAACAGCUAUUGGGUGCUGUCAGCUCUUUGCCAGCAGCAAAGUUAUCUUAAUAUAAGCCCAAGGAUUUUUCCUUGGGCCUUAACUCAAGAGCUCUGGGAGGUUGAAGCAUGGGACAUGAGGUUGGUGGAUCACAGUGCUGAGUGUCUGGGCACGCACCUAUUUUGGUGCCUGUCCACCUUUGCAACUACUCAGGGCAGUACCCACAGUACUGGGCCAGCAGAAGCAAAUGAUGACGACUUGGUUCUUAAAAUAUCUUGCAUUGUUGGCCUGGGAAGAUCAUUGUGGGUAUGCAGUUUUUUAUUGUUUACUAGAUAGCCCAUUCACAGUUCUUUGCCUCAUCCUGUCAUCCAUGUGUCAAUACUGAAUUCCCAUAUCUGCAUAUCUGACAUUCCCAUGUCUCAGAAGUGUCACUGGCAACAGUUAGCAGUUGAGUAGGUCAGGAGGUGAACAGAAGUCAGCACAGUGGUGGCAGGCUGACUUGGUAAAAGACCAGAGUCAAACUUGUGAGCUUGCUACAAGCAGUCACAAAUACUAUUCCCAUUUUAGUAUGA
Chinchilla lanigera (long-tailed chinchilla) is the source of this 1649-nucleotide messenger RNA. RefSeq names its product family with sequence similarity 57, member A (gene Tlcd3a). Gene Ontology annotation, biological process: lipid homeostasis. The record is from RefSeq and is a predicted model, not a curated record. Lineage: Eukaryota; Metazoa; Chordata; Mammalia; Rodentia; Chinchillidae. Gene Ontology annotation, cellular component: endoplasmic reticulum; membrane.